Triticum turgidum subsp. durum (durum wheat) is the source of this 261-nucleotide messenger RNA. Lineage: Eukaryota; Viridiplantae; Streptophyta; Magnoliopsida; Poales; Poaceae. The record is from the annotation of a GenBank genome assembly.
AUGGAGUUCUCCCGCCGUGGCCGAGCCACCGACGACGCCGGCGACGGCCAACGCUUCCCUGACCCUCCGCCGCACGGAGACCCGAUGCUGGUGAUGAGGGACGCGCUGCUGUCGCAGCUCCAGAAGGACCGCCUUCGCCAGGAGAUCAUCGUGGCCGAGCUGGCCAAGAUAGAGCGUGCCAUGGCCCUGCAUACCACUGGAGUUUCUGUUUAUACUUUAGAGGCUUCCCUUACAAUUUUCAUUAAAAAAAUGACACCAUGA